AUCUGUAUAGCAGAUCUCCGGACUCAGAUUGCUGGAUACCUGUAUGGAAUAAGCCCUCCUGAUAAUCCCCAGGUUAAGGAAAUUCGAUGCAUUGCCAUGCCGCCACAAUGGGGGGUACUCAUCAGCAAGUUAAUCUACCAUCAGCUCUUCCAGAGCAUGAUUUCUUGAAUGAUCUGGAGCCUUUGGGAUGGCUACACACACAGCCAAAUGAGCUUCCUCAGUUAUCGCCACAGGAUGUCACAUCCCAUGCGGGUUUUAGAGAACAACAAGCAGUGGCAUGGAGAGCAGUGCAUAAUCUUGACAUGCAGUUUCACUCCAGGUUCAUGCUCAUUAACGGCAUACAAGCUUACCCCGAGUGGUUAUGAGUGGGGACGAGUUAACAAAGAUACAGGAAGCAAUCCUCACGGUUACCUCCCAACUCAUUAUGAAAAGGUGCAGAUGCUCCCGAGUGAUCGGUUCCUUGGAUUU
Molecule: messenger RNA, 468 nt
Organism: Hibiscus syriacus
Lineage: Eukaryota; Viridiplantae; Streptophyta; Magnoliopsida; Malvales; Malvaceae
Product: pre-mRNA-processing-splicing factor 8A-like
Exons: 2
Coding region: 87-365 (92 amino acids)
Biological process (GO): mRNA splicing, via spliceosome; spliceosomal tri-snRNP complex assembly
Cellular component (GO): catalytic step 2 spliceosome; U5 snRNP
Molecular function (GO): metallopeptidase activity; U2 snRNA binding; U5 snRNA binding
Source: RefSeq, a predicted model, not a curated record